This is a messenger RNA of Hyposmocoma kahamanoa, 1576 nucleotides long. RefSeq names its product stress-associated endoplasmic reticulum protein 2. Bases 63 to 257 code for a protein of 64 amino acids. Gene Ontology annotation, cellular component: endoplasmic reticulum. The transcript is spliced from 3 exons. Lineage: Eukaryota; Metazoa; Arthropoda; Insecta; Lepidoptera; Cosmopterigidae. Gene Ontology annotation, biological process: endoplasmic reticulum unfolded protein response. The record is from RefSeq and is a predicted model, not a curated record.
GUUCGGCUUCUAAGCCCUUAAUUUUAGGCAAUAACUGACAAAUAUAUAACUAAUCGACAAAAAUGGCCCCCAAGCAAAGGAUGCGUAUUGCCAACGAGAUUGCCAGCAAAAACAUCACAAUGAGAGGCAAUGUGCCAAAGUCCACGAAGGAAAAAGAUGAGCAGUAUCCAGUGGCACCGUGGUUGUUAGCUCUAUUCAUCUUCGUAGUCUGCGGAUCUGCUGUUUUCCAAAUCAUCCAAUCCAUCAGGCUUGCCUAAGCAACCGACUGUUACAUAGCGGCAACUAACGUGUGGCUUGACAUAACUAUGUUACAACUUGGCAGCUGUUAUCUGAUUGACCACUUGUUUAAUUUCAAUUUUCUGACACGUUUUAAACGUGACAAGUAAAAAUGUGACCAUUAUGUUUUUGACUUGUGACACAUUUGAAGCCGGUGUGCGGCUUUUCGCCUUAAAGAUUAUAUUCUAACUGGCAAAAAACUACCAAAAACUAUCUCUAUGUAGAGAACAUGCAGCAUCGAGUGGGUUGACAAUUGAUAGUUGGAAUAUUAUCUCGUUAUCAUCCAAGAUCUCUAUCGAUCAGUUAAAAAAAACUUAAGUGUUGUAAUUACUGGUUUUUGAGAGAUUUAAGGUGUGAAAAAUGUUUGUGACAUCCGGGGAAAAUUGUAACAUCUUUGACGCAAUGUGUUGCCAAAUUGUAACAAUGUUUUUUUUUAUUAAGUUUAUGAUAAAAACUAUUUCAAAAUUAAUUGAAUAUGUACAUAUUUUUUUAAACUAUUAGAUUACAAUACUUUUAAAACUCUGUAGAUAACAGUAAUAUGUCCUUAAAAAAAUGUUCAUUGUACAGUUUUUAUACUUUUUCAAGCCACAUUAUCCCUUCUAAUUCCACAUAAAGGUUUGUUUACAUCGGUUUUUUUUUAUUUCCAAUGUAGACAAACCUUGGCUGCGCAGUGAUUACAAGAAUUUAUACAAAUCGACUAAAGUUUUUAAUGUUUAUGCGCAGUAAUCCUUCCACAUAAUCUCACCAUUAAAUGUACGUACUAUAUUCUUGUAUAUUGUAAAAUAAAAUUGAAAAAAGAAUAAUGUUUAAGCAUUUAGGGUGUCUUCAAACUAGACGCUUACAGAAGCACUACAGUGGCGCCACUGUGCCGCUUCAGCCGCGCCACUACUUAUUUUCAUGCAAAAUUUAAAGCGCAGUUGCAUCGCCACUCGUGAUACACGUGCGCCAGUGUGAUGCGCGUUCACAAUUAUACACAUUAAAGUUAGCGACCUACUAUAGACUGCUCUCUUUCGCACUACUUCAUAAAAAUGACAAGGUCAUAAGAUGGUAAAUGGGAGGAGGAGGAAACAACACGCGUCCGCUCCGCACAGUUGUGAAAGCCAAUUAAUUUGCUAACAACCAAUCACGUGGGGCAGUCUUUUAUCAGUACUAAGUCCCUAACUUAAAUAAGGUGUAGUAAACUAAAAUUACUGACGCGCGGCUGCCGCGCAACAGUGGCGCCACUGCAGCUUUCUAUAAGCGUGUAAUUUGAAGACGCCUAUAGACUUGUAAUCGUUGAAUUUUUUUCUUAUCCAUUCCU